AUGUCUUCAUGUAGCUCUGGGGUGGCCCUGGGGCUCAGUUUCCAGCCCAGCUGUAGCUCCCAUCUCUUGGUACAAAGGAAUUCCUGCUCUGCCCUGCACCUCCAUCCACCACGGAGCCACUCACUCACCCUGCUCAGCCAGGAGGAUUUCUUGGUGAGCUUCAGUGGGAGCUUCUGUGAUGUGAGUGAUAGUUUGGAGGCUGAUCUAUUGGGUAGCAACUACUCCAUCCCUGACCCUCAGCUGGUCCGGAGGAUCAUUGCCCAGGUGGAGUUCUACCUCUCUGAUGAGAACCUGGCCAAGGAUGCUUUCCUCCUGAAACAUGUCCAGAAGAACAAGAUGGGCUUUGUCAGCAUCAAGCUGCUGACAUCCUUCAAGAAGGUGAAAUACCUGACCCGGGACUGGAGGCUGACCCUCUACGCCCUGAGGUUCUCAGAGCUGCUGGAGGUGAACGAGGAGGGCACCAAAGUCAGGCGGCGAAUCCCCGUCCCCGAGUCCCUGCUGAGCGUCCCUCCCAGCAAACUGCUGCUGGCCUGGGAGCUGCUGCCCCAGGAGCAGGAUGUGCUCCUGCCUCUCCAGAAGAAUUUCCUGGAGACCAUCACCAGGAUGUUCAGUCCCUUCGGGGCCAUCGCCUCCAUCCGCAUCCUGCGGCCGGGUCGGAAGCUGCCCUCGGAUGUGAGGAAAUACACCCCGCGUUUCCCCGAGCUGCUCAGCAAGUGCUGUGCCCUGGUGGAGUACGAGAGCCUGGAGAGUGCCCGAAAGGCCUUUGAGGACCUCGGUCACCAGAGCUGCCUGGGCAGAGAGAGCAUCAGGGUGGUCCGGCUCUGCGGAAAGGGCUCCAAGAAGAAACCCGGGGCUGAGAGGGAGGUGGCAGAGGAGGAGCUGGAGGAUCAGCGGAGUUGGAAGGUGCAAGCGACAACCUCGACGUUCCCCUACAGCCUCGGGGACUCCUUGGGAAAGGGCCGUACCCCGGGGUCACCACCCCUCCUCCUGCACAGGGACCCCCCGUCAACCCCCUGGCCCCGCAGCAGCUUCAAGCCCGGUGACUUCAGCAAUGCCCUCACCAGAUCGCUCCUCACCAGCAGCAUCUUCCCCCCGCUGGAGGCCCCCGGGAGCUGCUCCGGUGGCUGCUGCAGCCCCGAGAGCCCCCGCGGGGGCUGGGGGAAUGGGCUGGGGGUCUGGGCGCCCUGGCGCAGCAGCCCCUGUCCUGAUGCCGACCCCGCUCCUGGCAAUGCCCCGGGGGUGACACGAGAACCCCAGUCCCUGGGCCCACGGGAUGAGGUGCUACCCCACGGCACCCGGGGAUUCUGCAGCAGCUUCAGGAGAGGAGAGCUCGUCCUCCGGUACUGAGGCUCCUUGACCUUUGGCUCUGAGGGGUUUUUUUUUGGUGGGUUUUUUUGUUUUGUUUUGCUAUUUCUCCCCUUCUCUGGAGCAGAAGAACUCCCUGUGGCCCCUGAGUGCUGCAAGUGGUGGUAAAGCUGCUCCAGGGCAGAGGAGUUUUGGGGCCAGGCUGAUGCUGGGGGUGAGUGUGCAAGAGGAGAUGCUGAGCCCUGGAGCAGAGGGGACUGAGCCUGCAGGGGGGGGAGGAGGGGGAGCAGCUCCCACCACCCCAGGGAAGGGGCUGAGCCCCCCUGAGCCCCCGUGCUGGGGACUGUCCUGACAGGGACCUCAC
Calypte anna (Anna's hummingbird) is the source of this 1669-nucleotide messenger RNA. Its product is annotated as la-related protein 6. Lineage: Eukaryota; Metazoa; Chordata; Aves; Apodiformes; Trochilidae. Gene Ontology annotation, molecular function: mRNA binding. Bases 1 to 1347 code for a protein of 448 amino acids. Gene Ontology annotation, cellular component: nucleus. The transcript is spliced from 3 exons. Gene Ontology annotation, biological process: RNA processing. The record is from RefSeq and is a predicted model, not a curated record.